AUGAACGCUGUAAUGCUGCCUUUGCGGGUGCUGUACACGAUUAACAGCUCACCGCAAUACAUCCUCGCGCGGUCUCAGCGCAAAACACCCGUCCAGCUCGUUCACUCCCCCCACGCUUCGUCGUCUGCUCAGCCGCCCCCGCCACCUUUAUACGCUACCGUUCCCCUUAAGACAUGUCUGGAUGUCAUCUGUCGGUGCAGCCCUGAGCUGCUACAGUUUCAAUCUUGCGACUACUCUGUCUAUUUACUGGAUCCACUAGAGACAUGCUCUACCUCUCCUUCCUUCGCCAGUGUCCUAGAUACGCCGAAACCACAACAAGGCGUCGCAGUCGGCAUGGGCCUGCUCUCUUGGGCGCUAUCUGCAGAAGACGACGACGACGUCCCCGUUACGGGCACCAUCAUCAGAACCGGGCACGGCGAGACCCUAGAGGUCGUCUUUGCUUUGCGCGAGACAACCCCCGUCCAGCGUACUCGCGCUCCAACAGCCACACCUUCCCAGCCCUCCCAAUCCUUUACCUUUACCCGCGCCUCCUCCGUCUCCAGCUCCACGACGACGACGACCGCCACCACCUCAAGCUCCCGCCAACCAAGCGAAGCCCCCACCCCCCAGCUCCUCUGGGACCCCUCCCCCUCGCCCGCACCCUCCGACUCCUCCACCGCUGCCUCCAAAGCGCGCGACUGGCCCGCCAUCUACAUCGGGCCCCAGAGCGCGCUGCGGCGCGGCCGGCGGCGCUACGACGAGGCGCCCGAGCGGCCCGCGAGCGUACAGGGGGGACGGAAAGACAAAGGGCUCCCGCCGCCGUUCGUCAAGGCCCCGCUCGCGCGCGCAGAGUCGGCGGUAUCGGCUGCGGGGAGCGGGGAUAAGGGGCGGGAGACGCUGCCGCCCGAGGAGCGGUUUAAUUUGGUCAAGCCCCAGCCGAGCGCGGCGGACGCGCUCGCGGCGCUGGCUGCGCUGAUUGGGUCGGCGCAGGGUGCGAGCGACAGCGGCAAAACCGACCCGAAUGUCGCGCUGCUGUCCAUCCUAACAGCUAUCGACUCCUCUUCUUCCUCGUCGCAAGCCCAGGGCCGCAUCCGGCGAACCCAAACUCAGGACCAAACCCAAGCCGACCCCGCGCUGCUCAAAGCCCUCGCGGACCUCCUCUCGGCCUCCUCUCAAUCACAAGCCCAGGCGAGUACCCGCCGCACGAAGCGCAAGUCCAUGGGGGCGGACGAUGACGGCGAGGUUGUGUGCCUGGACAAGGAGAACGUCGACCCGGGCGCGUUCCGCCGCAAGGCGCUCCGGCAGAGCGCAUCUGCUGCCUCGCUCAAGGGCGCUGCUUCCUCCAACCCGGAUAGCAAUGACAGGGAGAGGGAGAGGGAGGACAGGAGGAAGAGCUUCCCGACCAGCACAAAUGCGAACGAGAAUGGGAAGCGCCGGUACACGCUGGACGAAGUCGCCAGCCGGACGCGGUACACCCUGGACGAGGUCGCGGGGCGGAAGCGCACGCUCAGCGAGAUGUCGAACAGCGCACCGAGCGCCCUCCCCGCCACUUCCUCCACUUCUAUCCCCACCCACUCUUCCUCCUCCUCCUCCUUCCCCUCCCACCCUCACUCCCAGCCCCCACAAUCCUCUUACUCGUAUUCAUGCCAUCACCCUGCAAGCAACGUGCAGCAAACACGGCCAAGCAGCGCCAUCGCACACCCAGAACCCGAACUCGUGCACGCGAUCGCGCAGUCCGAUCCCGUCCUCCCCGUGCACGGCCCGCGCCCGCGCGACCUGCCGGACACGAGCAUGGAGGCGCUGCGCGUCGAGCCGGGGCGCGGGGCGCGCAAGCGCUUCCGCCUGCCGGCGUGGGCGACGGCGCCCGCGUCGGAGCCUGCUGCGCCGUCCACGGCUGAUUGUGCGGGGGAGAAGGGGAAGAGGAGGGCGGACAAGGCGGGGAAGGCAGAGAAGGAGAAGGAGAAGGAGAAGAGUGCGCGGUCUUCGAGGUGCGGCAAGAGCAAGAGCAAGAAGGAGCGGGCAGCGGUGGAGGGCCGCCCGCCCCCGCCAUCGGCCGCGCCGCGCACGGUGUCCCUCCCCUGCAUCCCGUGCUCCCUGCCCAUAUUAGCCGCUUCCGCGGCCUCGCCGACCGGGCUCUCCAUCAAACCGCCGCUCCCGCCGUCCAGCCCGAUCCGCCCGCAUACGAGGACGCCGCCGCCGCCGCCAGGCCCGGACGGCGGAAGCUCGCUGUUCACGCCGUCCCCCGCGAAGGUGCCGUCGCACAUGCCCGAGCAGCCCGGGUCGCCCACGCCGGCUCGGACGCUGGCGUCGCCGCAAGCGAGGGCGCCCUGGGCGCGCUCGUCGCUGCUGUCCCCCUCUGCGCGGGCGGGGAGCGCGGAGCUGGACGCGCCGCCGAGCUCGCUGCCGGUGGCGAGCAGCGACUGCGAGGUUGCGCCGUUGGGCGUGGGCACGCGGGGCGGGGCGCACUGGUCGGUCGGGCUGCCGCCGUCGUCGCCGCUGCCGCCGUCGAGCCCUGCGCUCGGGGCGUCGUGCGAUUUCGAGUUUGAAUUUGACUUUGGGGGGAGUGAGGGGGAAGGCGGGGAGCGCGGGGAUGAAGGCGCGGAGGGGGACCUGGACGUGCGCGACCAGGUGCUGACGUCCGAGUUGGCCGCGGAGUCGGAUGACGCGCAGGGGAACAGGGGCCUCGAGAUGGGGCUGGACGUCGAGCUGCCCUCGGUGGACGACCUCUUCUCGGGGGUGGAGCUGUACCCGACGGCGAGCUCGGACACGGUGUGCGGGGACGCUGCGUUUUCCUUUCCCCCAGCGCAGGAGGGGAUGGGGAUGUACAUGACCGGCGCGCAGGAGAUGGACUUUGGCGAGUUCUGGGCAUGCAUGAAGGGUGUCGGGGCGGGUGUCGGGGCGGGUGUCGGGGCGGGUGUCGGGGCGGGGAGCGAGGCAGGGAAGGAAGAGGAUGGAGUGGAUUAUGGGAAGGUGGCGGAGGAUUUGCAGGCGCUGUUUGGGUUUGAGGAGAGGAUCACAUUCUAGCUGACCUCUCCUGCGAAGGGGGAAGCAAUGUGGUCUGCCAAGAGGCAUUAGGAGAAUGUGUCGCAGUAACUCGCUUUGUAUCGCUGUGCUUGAACUUGCAAAUUGUGUAGAUAUACGCCACAAAUCAAUCGAAAAC
Molecule: messenger RNA, 3139 nt
Organism: Gloeophyllum trabeum ATCC 11539
Lineage: Eukaryota; Fungi; Basidiomycota; Agaricomycetes; Gloeophyllales; Gloeophyllaceae
Exons: 4
Coding region: 1-3003 (1000 amino acids)
Source: RefSeq, a predicted model, not a curated record